CUUGAACUUUUAUAGAAAAGUAAACAAAAAUGAUUUUUCGAGAGAUUUUAACUUCUAUUUAUUAGGAAAGACAGUGACACGUGAUGAGACGGCUAGUAACAGGCGAGAUAUACCACAGGGGAAUCAGUUCUAGUUUCUGUAACUGUAACAUCAAGAAACAAGAAUUUUAAAAGGUCUUUAUUUCUCCAAUGAGAUGGGAAGUGGCUUGCAGCAAUGGAAUACAAGGAAGAGAUUAUAAAACCAGGUGACUACAGCAGUCCACAGGGCGCUUACAUCAAAGAAGAGAAUGAGAUAAGCGUGGAUGAAGAAUGUGAUCUCUUUAUCAAGGAAGAAAUGAGCACAGUUGAGGAGAGCUUUGCAGGAGGAAACAACAGAGAUGAAGAUGCACAGGAGAGUAUUGCAGGAGGAGGCAACAGAGAUGAAGAUGCACAGGAGAGUAUUGCAGGAGGAGGCAACAGAGAUGAAGAUGCACAGGAGAGCGUAGUGUAUGUGAAGGAAGAGAGUAGCAAUCCAAGUGAUGGAGACAAGGAAGAUCAGUACUUAUUUUGCGGUGGGGAUCCUCUGGCGACACAGAUGAGUAAAGACCCAAGUUCAGGGCAAAGCAGAGGAAGAGUAAAAGCCAAGAAGAGCAUUAAUUGCAAAGAGUGUGGAAAGAAAUUUCCUUGGAAGUCUGCUCUGUUGAUUCAUAUGAGAGUGCAUACCGGUGAGAGGCCAUUCAAGUGUGAAAUGUGCCACAAAAGGUUUCAGUUCAAGAGCACGUUGAAGGUCCACCUGCGAGUGCACACGGGGGAACAACCAUACGAGUGUGAAGUGUGUGGCAGAAGCUUUGGCUACAAAGUGUCUCUGGUGGGUCACAUGAGACAGCAUUCAGGGGAAAAGUUUGAAUGCGAGAUCUGUGGAAAGAAGUUUCUCUCCAGAGCCAUCCAGAAGAGACACAUGUCAAAGACCUUUUGUCAUGAGGUGUCCCUAAAAGUGCACAUGUUAGGACAUAAUGUUGAAAAACUUUGCAAGUGUAAGAAAUGCUGGAAGCGGUUGACUCGAGCAGUAGAGGGCCAGUAACUGUGUUCUGAAUGAAUGUGAUUUUUUUUGUAGACGAUUUAUGCAUAUAUGUGCCAUAGACAUGGGAAAUGUCUUGAAAUAUAGUCUUAUAAGAAGUAUAGAUUAUACUGCUUGAAUAACAUUUUUAACUUUGUAUAGAAAGAUUGUUAAGUAUUCUAAUUAUAAAUUGUUACAUGUCAUCAGCUGUUUCUAUAUAUUUUUUCACAUAAAAUUCAUGAUCAUAUUUUCAAUAAAUGUUAGUCUGUUGUUA
Penaeus chinensis is the source of this 1309-nucleotide messenger RNA. Its product is annotated as zinc finger protein 852-like. Gene Ontology annotation, biological process: regulation of transcription by RNA polymerase II. Bases 214 to 1059 code for a protein of 281 amino acids. The transcript has 4 exons. The record is from RefSeq and is a predicted model, not a curated record. Gene Ontology annotation, molecular function: RNA polymerase II cis-regulatory region sequence-specific DNA binding; DNA-binding transcription factor activity. NCBI's taxonomy places the organism in Eukaryota, Metazoa, Arthropoda, Malacostraca, Decapoda, Penaeidae.